AUGCUCAUGGCGCAGGAGAGCGAUGCGAAGAGACGCAAGCUCUUUCUGACUCCAUCGAGUCCGAGGUUGCCGCCGGCUUCUCCAGCCUUGAGCACCUAUAGCGACCCAGAAGUGGUGGAGUGGUGGACGGAGGAGCACUUGGCUCUCGAUCUGCCAGAGCUGAAAGCCAUGUCGAUUGCUAUUCAUGAGAUGCAACAGUAUUUUGCAGAGUGGCAAGAUGCCUCGAAAGACCCAUUUUGGCAGCGGAAGUCCGGCAAGUCGGUGCUUUCGAUCUUGAUUUGCCGCAGCGAGUCUGGUUAUCGCACUUUCCGUGGCAUGAAUACGGAGGUGAGUUUGCCGGCGGGAUCCUUUUGUGCUGAGCGCGCAGCAAUCACUCGUGCUGCGAGUGACCUUGUCCAUGCCAAGGACAUCAGCACGAUUGCUACUCUGGACCCGGCAGAUAAGAUGAAUCCACUUUGGCCAUGCGAGGUCUGCCAAAGUUGGCUUUCCAAACUGAAGCAGCAGAAUGAAGACAUCGCAGUGCUUGCAUUUGCCUCCACCGAUUGCAAGCAGUUCGCAGUGAGACUCAACGAAAAGCUUGUGGACCCGCCUGCCAUGCCACCUUCACCGAAUGAGGCCCUCACUGGCUCACCUUUGCCUGACCUUGUGGAGCUGGCUGAAGGCACGACAGACUUUCCGUGGGACUGCAAGGAGGUGGUGUACGUUGAUGGUGCAUGGAACUUCUUGCAUGGAGGGCACCAACGAAUUUUGAAGGAGGCAAAAGCGCGAGGCUCGCACGUUCUUGUGGGUGUGCAUUCCGACCAAACUUUGAGUGAUGUCUUUGGAUCUCAAAGCCAUGAAGACUUCGCGACACGACUUGGGCGAAUUCUUCAGAAUCGCCAUGUGUCGUUUGUCUUGAAAGAUGCACCCUGGAAGGUGUCGAAGGACUUGAUCGACAUCCUUUGCGUGAAGAAGGUGGUGUCCGGUUCGGUCAGCAAAGCCGCAGAUGGUGGCAAGGUUGUGGAUGAGGAGGACCAGUUGCAGGACAUCUACCGGAUUCCGAUUGAUCUCGGGAUUUUUGAAAUCAUUGAGUCCCCAGACUCAAUAACAGAAGAGAGCCAUGCGCGAAGCACUAGCAAAUCAUUAGAGAGCAGACCUGCCCCUUGCUGA
Molecule: messenger RNA, 1149 nt
Organism: Durusdinium trenchii
Lineage: Eukaryota; Dinophyceae; Suessiales; Symbiodiniaceae
Source: the annotation of a GenBank genome assembly